ACCGGCAUAGCAUUUAGAACUAUAGAAUGGUACAUCUUUUGAACCAUGAACUGAACACUUGUCAUUCCCUGUAUUUGAAUGUGCGUUUCAGGUCUCUGAGAGAGGAGGCGAUGAGAUCAGAGGUACGGUGGUGGGGAGAGGUGAUCUGAAACAACAUUGUGAGAAGGAUAGAAAAAAGGCACAUUGGGGGAGGUUGAGAUGACGGCAGGGUAGGAGAGUUGAUGAGAAGAGGGAGGAAGGGAAGUAGGAGGCGGCUGAACAGGCCGUACAGACAGAAAGGCGCAUCGAGGAAGACACCUAUGUCAAGCUGCAAUAGUCAAGGUUCCUUACAGUUAACUGACAGAGUGGAAAACAGUGUUAAAUAGGGAGAGUGGUAUGACAGAGAUUUGAGCAACAGAGGUAUGGUAUACUGUAGAUCAAAUGGUUCCAAAAUGACGCAUCUCAGUGUAGCUGACGACUGAGCUGGUCUGGGGAUUGGAUUGGGAUCAACUCGGCCUGAACUCGACCUCCGGUUUAGAACCAGUCUCAUUGACCACCUGGCAGAUCAUCAGCGACUUACGACCUAACGCUCUGUUGGGAAUCUACACAAAUCGUGCCGACAGCGAUGGAGGUGUCUAUGCAGCUGUAUGCGUUGCUGCUGAGUGGAGCGGUCCUCCUGUCACUCAUCCUGUUGACUGGCCUGUGUCUUCGCUGCAGAAGACACAACCUGCCUACGUCCAUUCAGCAGCGUUACAGUGAGGAUUACACUCAGCACACCCCAGGAUUCGGCUUGGCCCACCCACCAUACAACCCCUCUUCAGCCACAAGCUGGGGUGCUCCCCCUUCUAGCCUCCUUUCACCCAUUUCACCACAGAUCGUUCUGAGACCGAACUCUGUCACCCCAACUGAAAAUGAGAGUAAUGACGGCUAUGAGAGUCCAGGAGAAGAGUAUGUCAACGAGGUGAUGGAUGACUAUGAACCAGGAUCAGGCUACCUAAUAGUGUUACCAUCAGAUCUUCCUGGGACUGGGUCUCUGCGUCAUUCCAACCAAUGUCUCAUCUCCAAAAGCUCCCAAAGCACAGAAAACAGUGGCGCGGUUGGCAAUAUGAACGUCGACGUGGAAAAGAGUGAUGACAGUGAUGAUGGCAGCAACGACUAUGUCAAUACUAAAGAAAGCAAUGACGCGGAGGUCAAUGUCGACUUGGGAAAGAGUGAUGACAGUGAUGAAGGCAGCAACGACUAUGUCAAUACUAAAGAAAAUAGUGGCGCAGAGGGCAAUAUGAAUGUCGUUGUGGAAAAGAGCGAUGACAGUGAUGACGAAGGCAACGACUAUGUCAAUACUAAAGACAUGUGAAGCCUCCCCAUCACGUAGCAGAUUCUGACGGGGAGGGAAUUGAGUCGAUCGACUGGAUUUAUCAUGAGUGCAACCAAGUUUCAAAGGGAAACCUACACAGCGUAACUAACAUCUUCAUAGGGGUUCUGCAAUAUGGACAAGAGCACUGUGCAACUCACUGCUGUGGCUGAUGAAACAUUUCAAAAGACCUUAACCUCAUCCACCAGCUGUCUCUGAACUAUGCGGUAAUAAUUAAGGCCUAGGGAGAACAUGUUCUAAGUUUUAUUGUAUGGUGUAGGGCAAAUGUCUUCGAACACAUCUCUUGGUGCCCCAGCUGCAACCAUAAUGUUAAAUUAAGCUCUUUCCUGACUAUUGAAGAGAGAGGAUGACAGUGGGGAAAAGUGGUGUCGUAGGGCAGAUUUGAACCCAUGUUGACACCGCGGCAUUAUUGUUUUCAAUGUAUGGAUUUGCUGACAACUCCUGAGAAUGUUCGUUCUAGUUUACUCUUUUUCUAAGCUAUAUUUCUUAUUACUGUGGAUUCAAAUCUGGUUUGGAUUUUUUUUUUUGUCAAUAUAAGAAAUGCUUUGCCAUAAUCUAUAGCCCUAUCCUGUCCGAAUAAGUUUUACUGGGGGAGCUCAGUUAAUGUAAUGUGCACAAAUCACCACAUCCAUAGUUUUUCCCAUCCAGUCAUUUUUAAAAUUAUCCCAUCCCAGGUCCUCUUAUACUUAUCCUGUCAUCCCUGUGUUGAGGGAUAUUAGAGUAACAGGUGCUGCACCCAGUUUGGGAAAGAACAUGAACAAAUGCUUAAAAAUACACUUUGGAUGUAACCUACAGAUGAAUGAACUUGUGUCACAUCAACUGUCUUAGUGCCAUACUUUUAAAAGAUGAAGUGGAAAAUAUUGUGCCAAUGAAUUGAUAAAUGUUACAGAUCAUGGUUUUUAUUGACUUUCUAUACACUGAAAGCCAUUAGGUCAAUAUUGGGAGAGCCUCCAGGCAACCAUCAUGAGGAAGGAAAAAAAAGAAUUAGGGGCAGUUUGGAAAAAUGGACAAGCUGGAUAUGAAUUACAUAGCCAACGUUCUAUAGUAAUACUAGUCCUGUGCGGAUAGGGCUUAUGAACCAUUGUGAUGUUUUCUGAAUGAAUUGAAGCUGAUAUGGAUGGCAUAGUUCACUAUUAAAGAUGUGGUUCAAAUCAGUAA
This is a messenger RNA of Oncorhynchus tshawytscha (Chinook salmon), 2509 nucleotides long. It is a transcript of the gene lat, whose product is annotated as linker for activation of T cells. The transcript has 13 exons. NCBI's taxonomy places the organism in Eukaryota, Metazoa, Chordata, Actinopteri, Salmoniformes, Salmonidae. The record is from RefSeq and is a predicted model, not a curated record. The coding region runs from base 605 to 1333 and encodes 242 amino acids.